Scheffersomyces amazonensis is the source of this 1987-nucleotide messenger RNA. Its product is annotated as TRAMP complex RNA-binding subunit. The coding region runs from base 26 to 1678 and encodes 550 amino acids. Gene Ontology annotation, molecular function: RNA binding; zinc ion binding. The transcript has a single exon. NCBI's taxonomy places the organism in Eukaryota, Fungi, Ascomycota, Pichiomycetes, Serinales, Debaryomycetaceae. Gene Ontology annotation, cellular component: TRAMP complex. Gene Ontology annotation, biological process: nuclear mRNA surveillance of mRNA 3'-end processing; nuclear polyadenylation-dependent snRNA catabolic process; nuclear polyadenylation-dependent rRNA catabolic process. The record is from RefSeq and is a predicted model, not a curated record.
CUUAGAUACAGUCGAAAUAGACAAAAUGAGUGACGUACUACCGUUCAUAGAGGAUUCAACACCGACUGUGAGCACCACGACCGCUUCAGCAAAAGCAUAUGUGGCGUCAGGUGCUUCUCAAUCAUCAACAUCAAGUACUAUGCCAUCGGUAAAUUCAUCAUCAACGACCAAUACAACGACCAUUAAUACGGGAAAUUCAUCAUUAAGGAGUAUUGUAGACUCAUUAAAAGUGGGUGAUAAUACUUCAUCGACUAAAGUGGAAGAUAAUCUGACAAAUAAUCGAGAUGAUAAGUCAUCUAGUGGUAAUAACGCCAUAACUUCACUCACGUUAGAACAAGUUAAUGAUGAUGCUGAUGAAUUAAUAGAAUUAAGAGGUGAGGGAAGAUAUUUUGGAGUUAUUGAUCCCAAAUCAGGAGAUUCCAUUAAUCAAGCUCAUGCUUUAGGACCUUUAUGUGGAAAUUGUCAUAAACGAGGUCAUAUAAGAUCUAAAUGUAAAACAGUUGUAUGUCAUAAAUGUGGUGUUGUAGGAGAUCAUUAUGAAACUCAUUGUCCAACCACUCUUAUUUGUUCUAGAUGUAAUGAAAAAGGUCAUAUGGCUAUUAGUUGUACUAAUAAAAAUAAAAAGAGACAAUAUUGUCUGACAUGUGAUACAUUUAAUCAUAGUUCAGAUACUUGUCCAACAAUAUGGAGAUCAUAUAUAGUGGUUAAAUCAGCAACAUCAAAUGAUAAAGAAUUAGAUCAAUCAAAUUUACCAAAUUUAUUCUGUUAUAAUUGUGGUAGUAAUGAACAUUAUGGUGAUGAUUGUAAUGAAUAUAGAACUUCAAGAGUUCCUAAUUUUGGUAGUGCAUUCUCAGGAAGUAAUUUACCUAAAAACUUAAGAAGUGCUUAUUUUAAUAGUCUUUCUAAGUCUAAAAGAACUAAAUAUCUAUCAGGAUAUAGAAACUUCCAAUCUCAACCAAAUCAAAUGCAAUCUUCUUUUGGACGUCCUCAAUUUGGUUCUCCUUCUCCAAUACCAUCUCUUUCAACCCAAUUACCACCUCGUAAAAGCAUUCCUACAGGUCCAUCGGGUAGCAAUAACGUUACUGGUGAAUUGGAUAAUUUUGUCAAGAGCUUAGAGCUGCAUGAUAACAGGAAUAACAAUAGGAAUAGAAAUAACAACAGCAAUAAUUACAACAACAACAACAAUAACGGUAUCAAUAAUCAUAACAACAACAAUAACAAUAAUAAUAACAGGAAGCGUUCUUCAAAUUCUCCUAAUUUUGAUAAUUUAAUGAAAAAGAAAACUGUACGUAAUCAUGACAUAAUGAGUCCUGCUGUUAACAAUGCUGUUGAUCACUUCUUUCCUUCGGCUGCUACAGCGGUUAAUAAUCUUAGAGGUAAAAAUAAUUAUAACAAUAACAAUAACAAUAACUACAACAACAAUAAUAAUAACUACUACAAUAAUAAUAAUGAGAAUAAUGGUCCGUCCAGAUCGGGAGUACUUUUUAAGAAUAAGAAUAACCAAAAUGACUACAGAAAUAACGGUCCUACAAGAUCAGGAGUGAUUAAUAAAAACACUUCGAGUUCUGCUGGUAUAAGUAAACCCUCCAGAUCAGGAUUAAUUGAUAACAGAAGUAAUAAAGCUAAGAACAACAAUAACAAUAACAACAAUAAUCGACCCAAGAUGUUAAGGUAUUAGCUUAUUAACUCCUACUUUGUACUAUAGACUCAUUCUCUAAACCUGUAUUUAUUUAUUGUAACUGUAAUAAACUCAUAUGCCUAUGUUUGUGAGAAUUCUAAAUCUAAAUAGCCAUACCCAUACUUUAUUAAAUUAUUUUUUUAAAUUAUUUUAUAAUUAGUUCAUAAAUUAUUUUAUAAAUUAACAUCUACUUACACGGCAUCGAUUUUUUUAUCUAUUUAAUCUAGCGUGCAUCGGAACAAAAGUUCCGGCGCGGGCUCGGAACCUCCUGCCAAAAGAAGUCAAAUUUUUAUCAGAUCAAAUAAGCUC